AUCAUUUAUAGACUACAGCGAUAUAAGGGAUUUUCCCCAAGCGUCCCACAAGAUCAAUGGAUAGCUUUAUGCGUGGAAUAAUAGAAACUUAAAGUUUUACCUAGAGUUCUGAAUUAACAUUAAAGGAAGAACCAUAACUGAAACAUAUUGACUACCUACAAUAGAGAGAAGAAUUAUAAAACUAUUCAAAGGAAGAAGUCAUUUAACAUUAAAACCGAGAUAACUCAAUUUGGGAAGCAUACUAAGCUGUGAAAUUUGAAUUUUGGAAUGAACUGGAUUCUUACGUUAGUAUUGUAUGUUGUAUCAGGAACAUGUCAUGAUACUGGAAUUACUUGGCAGUUAUUAACAAGACCAGUGUAUUUUGGUCAAGAUGUUUUAAUGUCAUGCUAUAGACCAUACUUCAAAGGGGACAUGUAUUUGGCAUGGUUAAAUAAAACCGCAGACUAUAUUGGCAGGGGAAACAUAUCCUUUAACGAGACUAAAUAUGGAAUAAAGCUAUUUUAUACAAACACAGGAAUAAAUUAUACAUUGACAAUCAAAUCAUUUGACAGCGAUGAUGUCAAUACCACUUAUAGAUGUUACAUGGGUUUUGAGAGUUAUUUGGCUGACCUAAAAGAAAUGAAUACCACAUUCUUGUAUCCACCAAGAUCUGAAGAUAUAUCCAUUGUUUACAGAUCUGAAAAGAAGGAAAUGAUACAAGUUGCGAUAUGGAAAGCGUUUCCAAAACCUACAUGCCAUAUUUUUGUUGGAAAUUCAAGGAUAGAAGAAAGUUAUGAAGCCACGUAUGAGAGAGUGUCGGUAUUCUACAAAGUGACAUUUUGUUUCUCCUAUGAAGCUCUAAGCAAAUACUGUGAUAAUGUUCUCUUGAUCACCUGUUUUAUUGGUAAAACUGCAUUUAAUUAUACGCGUGGUAUACCCAUUGAUUGUAAAGAAACAGGAAAAUCACCCCAUGCAACAAGUGAAUGGCUGUUCAUGUUACUUAUAAUACCGGGAAUCAUCGUUCUGCUGACGUUGGUGUUUCUUUUUAAUCGGAGAAAGACGGGUAUACUGUGUUGGAAUGUAGAUGGAAAUAGUUCUGAAAACGUGCCACGCUUGAAUGAAACUUUGCUGGCAAAAACUAGUCUUUUAAACAAUCCUGAUUUAAAAGAAGCAGCCUCGUGAUGGACGAUUGAGAUUUAUAAAUCUUUUUUUGUAAUUUAAAACAUAAAUCCGUAUUUUUUUACAUAGUAUUGGUAUUUUUCCUUCUAGUUUUCGUUGUUCCCCAAUUUCACAUAUAAAUUGUUAACUUAAUUACAUGUAUAUGUUAAAUUUCAACGGGCAUUUUUGUAUAUAAGA
Mytilus trossulus (common blue mussel) is the source of this 1335-nucleotide messenger RNA. RefSeq lists its product as uncharacterized. The record is from RefSeq and is a predicted model, not a curated record. The coding region runs from base 268 to 1161 and encodes 297 amino acids. The transcript has 9 exons. NCBI's taxonomy places the organism in Eukaryota, Metazoa, Mollusca, Bivalvia, Mytilida, Mytilidae.